AUGCGCACACUGGGCGUGGCAGCCCUUACCACGGUAGUCGAAGCCCGAUCCAAGCUUCCCCUCUCGUCCACUGACCCCGAAGCAAGCCUCAAAGAAGAUACCGAGGUGACCUUCGACCCACUCGGUGUCGCCGCGGUCCUCCAUAACCCCCGGGCUGAUAACAGUGCCGCCAUGCUUUACACCCAGUACGACUACGGGGUCUUCACAUGGCCACAUACCAUGAUGAUCGGAGGUACCCUGGCACCGCUGAAAAUGCUCGUCGAGCAUCUCACAGAGGAAGUGAAAUCAAACCCUCCGGCAGUUUCCAUGUGCACGAAAGUCUCUACUUUGCUGUCUAUCCGCUCGGAUAUCUCGGGUUCCGUGUUUCGCGAACUGCCGCUGGACUCGAGUAAUUUUUGGCUGAACACCAUCAUCUCGUUUAAAGCAUCAAAAAACCCGGAUAACGACUUUGCAGUGGUUUAUGUGGGUCAGAUUUACGAGGACAUGAAUAUUAGAAAACGAAGAGUCAAGGAUACCAUAGGCUCAGUACGUUGGUGGAUCGGAACACUGACAUUGGACCUCAUUGGGCUGUUAAAUGGACUCAUGAUGAUAGCCGGAUUGGUGAUAGGAGUUUUAGUGGCCGAUAUGUGGGCGACAACCUUGUUCUUUCUGUACUGGUGCCAUUGGAUAGGGACCGUGCUCAUCUCGUUCAACAGGAUGGUCGAGAAAGAUCGGCCGGAUAUCAAGGAGGAUGGACGCAUGAGAUAUGCCAUCCACGAACGGAAAGUAGGUGGAACCGUCAUCUUCAAGGGCCAACAGGAUCAGCUUGAAAAAUGGGCUCGAUCGAAAUGGAAAUAUGAAGGGACAUUAUGGCAGAAUUGCCUGCAUUGGUUUUGGAUUACCACAGGCACGUUGUCCGCAUUUUGCUCCUUGGCGUGUAUGGUGAAUAUGCAGAGUUAUAUGCAGCUAGGCUUCCUUGGAGUUCUUGUCUACUCUUCUCUGGCUGAGAUUUUGGCCACUCGGGUCUCACGUACCCUGCAAGUGAAAGCCAAAGGCAACAUUCAUAUGAGUAUAAUCACCGGGAGUAAAACAAGAACUGAAGCCAUUAUCCGAGCGACGCUAGAGAGCAGACGCCCCUGUCGACUGAAGGGGAUCGACUGGAUUAAUCUGGAGCUUCUCCCACCAAUGGAUGUGUUCCAAUACAUGCAGGAAGCACUGAAGGAUAUCGGUAACAUGCAAGAAGAAUGGGAGGAUUCCAUGGUGGACGUGGGUACACGCAAUCAACAAUUGCGCAAGAAAUUAGCAGUGUUUAUCCGACAAGUGGAAGAACGGGACAAGGAAGCCCCGGCGGACCAAAAGCAGCUCGCUUUGGCAUCGAGAAUAGAAAAGGAGAUAGAAAGGGCUCUCAAAUACUCCUUGGAUUCGGGAAAGGAGGGCGAAUCCAGCUUGGAGGCUCAUAAUGCUUAA
Molecule: messenger RNA, 1446 nt
Organism: Aspergillus tanneri
Lineage: Eukaryota; Fungi; Ascomycota; Eurotiomycetes; Eurotiales; Aspergillaceae
Exons: 1
Coding region: 1-1446 (481 amino acids)
Source: RefSeq, a predicted model, not a curated record